AGAAAAGUUAUGGUUUCACAAAGCUAGUAUAAAUACAAGUACUAGUAGCAGUAAACAUAGUUGUAAUUGCCUCUAGUCUACUCUUCUCUUCUCUCUCCCUCUUUGUAGUUUCUCGAAUAUUUUCUUCUGAGUAUGCACAAGCUCAUUAUUCAUUUUCUAUAACCUCUGAAAAUAGAAUCAUACAGUAACAUUUAUCUUAAAGAGUUUCAGUUUGGUGCACACAAAGCUCAUACAACAUUCUUCAUGGCUCUUCGCUGCUUAUCUCAAUCUUCAACAACUUUGUUCUAUCUCUCUAACAUCUGUGGAUUUCGUAUGCAUGGGACUAAGGCAGCAGUUUCUGUUGUAGAAGAACAUGUCUCGAAGAUGGUGGGGACAGGACGUGAGGAUGAAGAGUAUGCUGAUGUGGAUUGGGACAACCUCGGAUUCAGUCUUGUACGGACAGAUUACAUGUUCGCCACCAGAAGUUGCAGAGAAGGAAACUUCGAACAAGGUUGCCUUAGCCGUUACGGCAACAUCGAGCUCAACCCUGCUGCUGGAAUUCUCAACUACGGCCAGGGAUUAAUCGAGGGGAUGAAAGCUUACAGAGGAGAAGAUGGUAGGGUUCUUCUAUUUCGUCCAGAGUUAAAUGCCGUGCGUAUGAAGAAAGGAGCAGAGAGAAUGUGUAUGCAUUCUCCUUCUGUUCAACAGUUUAUUGAAUGUGUUAAGCAAACCGUUCUUGCAAACAGACGCUGGGUUCCUCCUCCUGGAAAAGGCUCCUUAUAUCUCAGACCAUUGUUGUUUGGAAGUGGAGCAAGCUUGGGUUUGUCUGCAGCAUCAGAGUUUACGUUUCUUGUGUUUGGUUCUCCUGUUCAAAACUAUUUUAAAGAAGGUACAUCAGCACUGAAUCUCUACGUUGAGGAGGUGAUUCCACGCGCGUAUCUUGGAGGAAGUGGUGGCGUUAAGUCCAUUUCUAAUUACGGUCCAGUGCUUGAAGUGAUGAGAAGAGCGAAAGCGAGAGGGUUUUCGGAUGUAUUGUAUCUGGAUGCAGAAACUAAGAAGAAUAUAGAGGAAGUUUCUGCUUCUAAUAUAUUCCUUGUAAAGGGGAAUACAAUAGUGACUCCAGCUACUAACGGGACGAUUCUCGGAGGGAUCACACGAAAGAGCGUAAUCGAAAUUGCUAUUGAUCUUGGUUACAAGGUGGAAGAACGAGUAGUUCCGGUAGAAGAACUGAAGGAAGCAGAAGAAGUUUUCUGCACUGGAACUGCCACCGGGGUUGCUUCUGUUGGGAGCAUCACGUUUCAGAACACCAGGACUGAGUACAAAGUUGGAGAUGGGCUUGUAACGCAGCAACUUCGAUCUAUUCUUGUCGGAAUACAAACUGGUUCUAUCCAAGACACUAAGAAUUGGGUGUUGGAGAUAGAUUAAUUUCAGAGAAAAAUAAAUCAAUUGUUAUGUUGCACUCUUUGAUGUAUCAAAAGAUUUGGAACUCUCGAAAUGGGCGUUGUCACAUUUCGUGCAUCCCUUCAUUUUA
Molecule: messenger RNA, 1510 nt
Organism: Brassica oleracea var. oleracea
Lineage: Eukaryota; Viridiplantae; Streptophyta; Magnoliopsida; Brassicales; Brassicaceae
Product: branched-chain-amino-acid aminotransferase 1, mitochondrial
Exons: 10
Coding region: 244-1404 (386 amino acids)
Biological process (GO): branched-chain amino acid metabolic process
Molecular function (GO): branched-chain-amino-acid:2-oxoglutarate transaminase activity
Source: RefSeq, a predicted model, not a curated record